This is a messenger RNA of Blepharisma stoltei, 1631 nucleotides long. The record is from the annotation of a GenBank genome assembly. Lineage: Eukaryota; Ciliophora; Heterotrichea; Heterotrichida; Blepharismidae.
AUGAGAGAAGUUAUAUCAAUUCACGUCGGACAAGCAGGUAUUCAAGUCGGAAAUGCUUGUUGGGAACUUUACUGUCUAGAACACGGCAUUCAGCCAGACGGACAAAUGCCAAGCGAUAAAACUAUCGGAGGAGGAGAUGAUGCCUUUAACACUUUCUUCAGCGAAACUGGUGCUGGCAAGCACGUUCCUCGUGCAGUCUUCUUAGACUUAGAACCAACUGUUAUUGAUGAAGUCAGAACAGGUACCUACCGUCAACUUUUCCACCCAGAGCAGCUCAUCUCUGGCAAGGAAGACGCCGCUAACAACUUCGCCCGUGGUCACUACACCAUUGGUAAAGAAAUCGUUGACCUCUGCUUGGACAGAAUCAGAAAACUCGCUGAUAACUGCACAGGACUUCAAGGUUUCUUAGUUUUCAACUCAGUCGGUGGUGGUACAGGUUCAGGUCUUGGUUCAUUGCUUCUUGAAAGACUUUCAGUCGACUACGGAAAGAAAUCAAAACUUGGCUUCACCGUUUACCCAUCUCCUCAAGUUUCAACUGCAGUCGUCGAGCCAUACAACUCAGUCUUAUCAACCCACUCCCUUCUUGAGCACACUGAUGUUGCCGUUAUGCUUGAUAACGAAGCUAUUUAUGACAUCUGCAGAAGACAACUUGAUAUUGAGAGACCAACUUAUACUAAUUUGAACAGACUUGUUGCUCAAGUAAUUUCUUCAUUGACUGCUUCACUUAGGUUUGAUGGUGCCUUGAACGUCGAUGUCACUGAAUUCCAGACCAAUUUGGUGCCAUAUCCAAGAAUUCACUUCAUGCUUUCUUCAUAUGCUCCAAUCAUUUCUGCUGAGAAGGCUUAUCAUGAACAACUCUCUGUGGCAGAAAUCACCAACAGUGCUUUUGAACCAGCUUCUAUGAUGGCCAAGUGUGAUCCUAGACACGGAAAAUAUAUGGCCUGCUGCAUGAUGUACAGAGGAGACGUAUAGGAAAUAGCGGUGAUUAUAGAUAUUUGGAGGUUACUAUGAGGAAUGCCUAAAGUUUAGAAAAAUGGAUAGUUCCAAAAGAUGUCAAUGCAGCUGUUGCUACCAUUAAGACCAAGAGAACCAUUCAAUUCGUAGAUUGGUGUCCAACUGGAUUCAAAUGUGGAAUUAACUAUCAACCACCAACUGUUGUCCCAGGUGGUGACUUAGCUAAAGUUAUGAGAGCUGUUUGCAUGAUCAGCAACUCAACUGCUAUUGCUGAAGUUUUCUCUAGAAUUGACCAUAAGUUCGAUUUAAUGUACGCUAAAAGAGCUUUCGUCCAUUGGUAUGUCGGAGAAGGUAUGGAAGAAGGAGAAUUCUCUGAAGCAAGAGAAGAUUUUAUGGGGAAUUAUAAUAGAUAGGCAUUUUUUAAUAAUUGGAAUAGUUAUAAUUGUGAGGCUUCAUAAGAUAAAUUUAGAAGAUAAGGAAUAGCUGCCCUCGAAAAGGAUUAUGAAGAAGUCGGAAUUGAAACUGCUGAAGCUGAAGGAGAAGAAGAGGGUUACGGAGAAGAACUCAACUUAAAUAUUUAAAGUUUUAUGAUAAAUUUUGCAGGCCAUAGUUUAUAUUUACUAAUCUUAUAAUUUAUAUCACAAUUUAAUAAAUUGAUAUUAAAUAGGAGAUAGUAA